Messenger RNA from Monodelphis domestica (gray short-tailed opossum), 4371 nucleotides. The record is from RefSeq and is a predicted model, not a curated record. Lineage: Eukaryota; Metazoa; Chordata; Mammalia; Didelphimorphia; Didelphidae.
UUUACAGAAGUGAACAAUCUGGGAAUAUACCCAGCUCCAAGGGCCUGCCAGCCCGCGGAGGGGGAUGGGAAGGAAAGGGAGAUAAGGGCCAUCAGAGAACUUCGGAGAACUGGUGGCGAAAUUUGGCAUUUCAUUAAAAAAGAUCCUCUUUCAAGUAACCAGUCACAAGGCUAUCGGGAGCCCUUCCAGAACUAUGUCCAAGAUCCUGUGGGUCGAGAUUGCAGCCAACAGACCUCACAGCCAUCCAAAGGAAGCCAUGUAGGCAGCGAGAAUGAGGGCGGUCGGCCAUGCCAGGCAAGGAGAGACUCCCCGGCUGGCUCUCCCCGAGGGGAGCCUGGAAGAGCUGGGCAGCUUUGUGAGACUUUGGCAAAGAUCUCUGGGAGAAAGGGGAAUCUGCUCCCCCCGGGUGUGUGCAACCUCCUGAACCCUUCAACCAUCUAUGCCAACAAUGAGGUGUGCCUCGCUGACAUUGAGAUUUAUGGUUUUGACUACGACUAUACUCUGGCACUCUACUCCAAUUCUCUCCAUUCCAUGAUUUACAACACUGCCCGGGAUAUCUUGGUGGAACAGUAUAAGUAUCCAGAAGGAAUCCAAAAGUAUGACUACCUGCCAAACUUUGCCAUCCGAGGAUUGCACUAUGACAUCCCCAAGGGCUUACUGAUGAAGAUUGAUGCCUUCCAUUACAUCCAGCUGGGCACUGUAUACAGGGGCCUCAAGCCAGUCCCAGAUGAAGAAGUGACUGAGCUGUAUCAAGGCACACAUCACAUUCCCCUCCAUCAGGUUAGCGGAUUCUAUGGCAAGGGACCAGCAGUAAAGCAAUUCAUGGACAUCUUCUCCCUUCCCGAGAUGACUCUUCUUGCAGUGGCUAACGACUUCUUCAUUUCCAAUGAUAUUGACUAUGACCCUAUCCACCUAUAUAAAGAUGUUACGGAUGCCAUCAGGGAUGUCCACAUCAAAGGUCUCAUGUACAAAUGGAUCCUCCAGGACUUGGAAAAGUACAUCCUUCGGGGUGAAGAGACUUAUGCUGUCCUGCGCCGCCUGGUGGACAAUGGCAAGAAGCUGUUUCUCAUCACCAAUAGCCCCUUCAGCUUUGUUGACAAAGGCAUGAAGUACAUGGUGGGCAAGGAGUGGAGAGAUUUCUUUGACAUAGUCAUCGUGCAGGCGGAUAAACCACAUUUCUUUAACGAUGGCAUCAAACCUUUCCGCCGCUUGGACGAAAACGGAGACCUGCAGUGGGAUAAGAUCAUCAAGCUAGAAAAGGGACAGGUCUACAAGCAGGGGAACCUAUUUGAUUUCCUGCGGCUGACGGGUUGGCGAGGAUCGAAGGUCUUCUACUUCGGCGACCACCUCUACAGUGAUCUGGCAGACCUAAUGCUUCGUCAUGGCUGGCGUACUGGAGCUAUUGUUCCAGAGCUGGAGACAGAGACCAAGAUUGUCAACACAGAGCAGUAUUCUCAGUCCCUGACGUGGCUGCAAGCCCUCACUGGCCUGCUGGAACGGAUGCAGAUGUUCCGGGAUUCAGAGUCCCAACAGGUGCUCCAAGACUGGAUGAAGGAGAGGCAGGAGAUGAGGGCUGUCACCAAGAACUUGUUCAACCCCCAGUUCGGCAGCAUCUUUCGAACUUGCCACAACCCCACCUACUUCUCCCGCCGGCUGUGCCGCUUCUCAGACCUCUACAUGGCUUCCAUCAGCUGCCUGCUCAAUUAUGACCUUCGCUACACUUUCUUUCCCCGACGUACCCCUCUGCAGCAUGAGGCUCCGCUCUGGAUGGACCAGCUCUGCACGGGCUGCAUGAAAACCCCCUUUCUGGAGGAAAUGGCCCAUAUUCGCUAGGGCGUGAGCUUCCACCAGAGGGGCUGGGCCUGGGUUGUGGCUAGACUGUUCCUGGCUCUGCCCAGCCCCCAAGUCCCUAGCUCAGUCAGGGAGGGUAUGUUGGGAUCAGCUUUUGGCCUUGUGCCUCUUCAUUAUGGCUGCCUUCAGGACCCACGAGACCCCGCCUCAUGCUCUUCCUCAGAGGCUCUGUCCACUUUGGUGCCAGGGAGCUUCAGGGAUGGCUCCCCCUCUUCGAAUGCUCUCUCUCUCUCUGGGCUGAGCUUCAGGGCUCAAGCCUGGCUGAGAUAGAGAGAGCAUCACUUAGAGUGUGGCUCCCUGGGCCCACUGAAGGGGCAGAAAGGCAGGCAGUUCCAGGGAACUCCAGGGGACCUUCUCUGCCUUUGCUUGCCAUUGGCUAGAUGGCAUCUGAGGUCUAGGAGAAUCCCAAGGCCCUGUUGUGCAGGAAACUUAGUUUGGGAGAAGGGGGGGGGGGCAGGAAUGUGUGCUGUUCCUUUGGGGAAGGGGGGAUUUGAAGCUGUCUGGGGGCUAGUAGGACUUGAAGGGCCACAUCAGCCAGAGACUUUGGGAUUCCCUGCCAAGUUUGGCCCUCUCCCCCUUCCCUCCUCCCACAGCCUUUGUGCCUUCUUGGCAGCUACAGGCCCCACCUUAGGCAUGCAGUGUGCUGGGGCCUCAACCAGGCUGUGAAGGACCCAAGGGGAACUCUUAGGAGCGCUGAAGAGGGAGGUUAGGGAUACAGGCUCCAGAAGGGUUAGUUCCCCAAGGUUCCCUCCUCUCCAGCUCCCCAUUCUGUCAGAGCAGGUUCCACUUUGGCACUCCACUGGGAGACUGGCUGGGGUUCUUUGGCAAUCACCUCCCCCCAGAUGCUGGUAGGCUCCCCUUACCACAAACAGGGAAUGGAAGCCUGUGUCUGUGUGACAUCGUCUUCAAUGGAGAUGCAGGAGGGCACAGAGGUGCCAUCGCUGAUGCUUUUGGCCCUCAACGGCAGGGAACAUCUCUCUGCUCCCUGGUGCACCCCCUUUCCUCACAGGUAGGCCCCUAGGCAGGGGCCGGGGACCUCGCCAGCUGCCAUUCAGUCUUCCUCUGCCCUUUUCCUCUUAAAGGAAGACCAAACCAAAGAACCAGUUGGUUUGCCGUGGUCUGCUCUCCUCUUUCCUCCUUUUUGGAGAGUCAUCUGCCAAAGGAAUGACCAAACUUCUUGAUGCAGGGGACGGGAAUAGAAAGAGUAAGCCACUCUCUGCUGGGGAGGGCGGGAGCUUACAUUUCUGGUACACAGCGGCACCCUGCCAUCUCAGGAGCAGUACUUUGGAAGACGGGGCUGCUGAGGGGAAGCCAAGAAGACUUGACUGCUGUCUCCUCUCAGCAGACUGUUUUCAGAGUGUGGAGUGGCCAGCUGGGGAAAGGAGGGUGAGGCUGCAGGGUGGCUGGAGAGGUAGCCCACAGAACGAGACCCAAGGCAGUUGAACCUUGGCUAUGGCCCAGGUUGCAUGGCUCAACUUGCCUGCCCUCUGGAGUCCCACCCACUGCUGACAGCCUGGUAUUCACCUGUCUGCCACUACUGUGCCACCCCCCCCAAUGGCAGGAUUUUCGGGGUCUGAUCUCCCAGGAGAGGGAAAAGUAAAAUGGUGAUGGAGAGGGUAGAGGAAGACCAGUAGGCAGGAGAGGGUCCCCUAGCACUUGCAAUAAGGACAGGAGAGACGUGUCCUCCACAAGCACUUAGUCAAAUUUGAGCCCUUAAAAGUCAUGGAAAUCAAGAAUAGUGGCCAGCAGCACCAGGAGGAUGAGAGGCAUCGCCCACGUGCUAUUUGAGCCCAGCUUUAGAGAUGGCAUUGUUUAGAGGGAAGGGAGGGCAACCCAGGUGUGCUGUCCAGCUUGGGCAAAAGCAGAGAAAGGAGAGCUAGCAUAGCAUGUUCUCGGGUGUACGAAAGGCAGGGAUAGGUUCGACUAGGCAAGAUAAGCCAGGUCUAAGCUGGUUAGAGGUAUUUGUGUCAGAGCAGGGGCCUUGAAUGUGGCCACAGCUGGGCUGCUGGGUAAGGCCUUGGAAGGGAGAGCACAGGGCAGUUGCACAGGAGAUUCCACUAGUUGACAUAAUACACUUCAAAUAUGUUAUAGCAGCACUCUUUGUGGGAGCAAUGGAAGGGAAAGAGAUGCCCGUCGACUGGCAAUGGCUAUUUGGCUGGGUAUUACUAUGCCAUUAGAUGCCAGAUGUGAUGUUAAAAGCCAGGAAGGAUGUCAAGUGGGCAGAGCUGACAAGUCAAAGCUGUCAGGAAAAAAAAUCACAAAACUACGAAAGAAGAUCACAGCCCCAAAGGAGAUGGGGGAUUCCUCCACCCCCCCCCCCAGGUUUUCAAUGGCGGGAGACCAAUGGAGGUGAAACAUGACCAGUAAUUUCAGACUUGACCAAUGCAUUUGUUACUUUUGCUGAUAGGUCCUCUUUCUGUUUUCCCCUUCAAAAUUCUUUGUUCUAUGGAAUGGAUCUCAGGAUCCUGGUGGGCUGGGAUUUUGACAAUGUAAAAGAAGAUUAAAAAUCUUUCCAUUGGA